Messenger RNA from Ilex paraguariensis (yerba mate), 2207 nucleotides. The record is from the annotation of a GenBank genome assembly. Lineage: Eukaryota; Viridiplantae; Streptophyta; Magnoliopsida; Aquifoliales; Aquifoliaceae.
AUGGAUGAGAGCUGGUUGGAUUUCAUGAGCAGACCAGCGGUGGUUGAAACAUUCGUCGACUUAUUGCUAUGUUCAGUGCCGAUUUGGGUGGCGAUUAUGAUCGGGCUUGUGAUCGGUUGGUCGUGGCGGCCUCGGUGGACUAGUUUGGUGUUUCUUGGCUUCCGGUCAAAGCUACGGUUCGUAUGGACAGCGGUUCCGCCGGGGAUUGGCGUCGGGCGUCUCUGGUUCGCGUUGUCGGCUCUCUCGGCAUUUUCUGUUGGUCGAAGGCUUUGGUUCAGUUUCAUGGUCAGGAAGUGUAGGGAAUCCGGCGCGGCUUUGGCUCCGGAGUCGGUGGCGCCGGGUCAGUCGGUGGGGAGUGGUAGCGAAAUCGAGCCCAGUACUGGAAGUUCAGAGGCAAUUCAGUGUAUUGUUACACAGAAAGAUCUGGAACACCUACUUCAUCUUCUCGAUGGGAAGGAUGGGCAGAUGGUGUGGCAAAAUUUGAUGGAACACUCCACUUCAAACAUGACAUACCAAGCUUGGCGCCAUGAGCAGGUAGAAUUUGACCAUGAUUUUUGCUUUUCUAUAACAGAAUUUGCUGAGAAAGUGACAAUUGUUUUGAUAGCUUUUGCCAUUGACUUUGAUAUGAGCCCCAUAGUGUACCGUACCAGAACUGUCUUUGAGGAUGCAACUCCAGAGUUGGUUAGAGAUUUCUUCUGGGAUGAUGAGUUUCGACCUAAAUGGGAUACUAUGCUUGCAUACUUCAAAAUAUUGGAGGAAUGCCCUCAUACCGGGACAAUGACAACCCAUUGGAUAAAAAAGUUCCCGCUUUUAUGCAGUGAUCGAGAAUAUAUCAUUGGUCGAAGAAUAUGGGAAGCUGGAAAGGCAUACUACUGCGUGACCAAGGGGGUGCCAUAUCCGGCUUUGCAGAGACAAGACAAGCCUAGGCGUGUGGAUCGGUAUUUUUCAAGCUGGAUUAUAAAGCCUGUGCUAUCCUGUAAAGGAGACGGGCUCUUGUCUGCGUGCGAGGUGACCCUUGUCCAUCAUGAAGAUAUGGGGAUCCCCAAGGAUGUGGCUAAAUUGGGCGUCCGCCAUGGGAUGUGGGGAACUGUCAAGAAGUUGCAUGCCGGGUUCAGAGCAUAUCAGCAGGCAAGAAAGUUGGAGGCACCGUUAUCCCGAAGUGCGCUUUUGGCAAGAAUCACGACGAAGAUUCAGUCCAGUGAAACUGCUUAUUCUUUGGAGCCGGUGCCUACUGAGGAAGAGGAAGUUGAGGAAGAUGGAGAUCCCGAGAAACAUGGGGAUCAUGGGGGAAUUGAUUGGAAAUGGAUAGUUAUAGGUGGAACAGUGGCUCUGGUUUGUGGAUUCCAUACAGGAGUGAUAGGAAGGGCCUUGUUACUUGGAGCAGGGCAAAGAGUUGCUCGGAGAUAGAGAUGAGAUCUUCGGUAAGUACUAAAUAUGCGUACGAGGUCUAUUUUACAGAUCUGUGAGAACUUAUUAUAACUAUGAGAUUUUGGUAAUUACUUUUUAAAAAAUAAAAUAAAAGUCAUAUGCAAGUUUAAAAUAUUUCAUAAAAUGUUAAUCCGAAAUUUGAGGUUGUUGGGAGAUUUGGGAUGGAGAUCUUCUCUAUUACUUUUUUACACAAUUUUAUGCAAUAGGAAAUUACGCAUCGUGUAUUCACGUGAGAUUUAUUAUUUAUAUUUGUGCUCUUCACUCAUAUAUGGCGGGUGAUUUACCUUUGAGUGAAAUUGUGUGAAAAAGUAAUUGAGAGGAUCUAGAUCCGGGGAUAUGGGGUCAAAUGUUAGUAGGAGGCUUAUUCUACUAUGCGGAAAGUAGCUUUUGUUAUUCAAAGCUAUGUGACGAUCAGAUCACAAUGAAACAAUUGGUGAAUUCGGUUCACGGCAGAGGUUGGGUUGGAGUUACUUAUCUUUAUACCAGAGACUGGGCAAGACUGAAGAAACCGAAGGCCCAUUGUCGUAAACAAAACCUAUAGUUUGGAGUUCAUUUCACAGGGCACUAGGAAGAUGAUAUUGUUCAGAACUUGUAGUCACUCAGAUAUAUCAAUGACUUGUGGAAUAUGGUAACUGGUAUGAGGUUCGUAGGCUUAUUUUUUAGGUCUGUGACUUAUGUUGAGCUCGAAGCAUAAAACCCUAACAAGCGGAAUUAUCGAAAAAUUGUAAAUGUAGCAUUGUCCUCAUUUACUUAUUUGGUUGCUAUUUAUAAUUUUCUUA